ACCACAGUCAUGGCUGUUGGCACUCAUUUACGUCGCUCGGAGCUAAUGAGUCCCCGCCUCCACCGCCUGUUGAGCGGCGACACUUCACUCCCAGGAGCCGCAGUGAAGUUCUGGUGAGCUUCACGUUGAGGCUCAAACUUUCGGCAUCUCUCUCCGUCGUCUCGUACCGGACUGUCUUCACUUUUACGUCCCAGCAGCGAUGACGUUCAGGAGGCUGAAGAAGGUGAACUCCAGCGGGGUGGACGGAGGACCCGCAUCCCAGGACAACGACAUUUAUUUCCCGUCGUCAAAGUCGGACAGCUGCAGGACGGUGGACCUGCCGGCCAACUCCUCGGAGGUUUAUAACUACAAGACUCUGGCUUAUUCUGGGGGCACGCUGCCCAGAAACUUCAAGAAGGGUGGAGGCUCGCAGAAGUGGAAACCCCUAACGCUGCCCCCAGAACCACAAAGGAAAGUGGUGGACUUGGAGAAAAAUGAAGAGGAGGCCUUUGGUUUUGAGAUUCAGACUUACGGCCUUCACCACCAAGAACAAAACUCAGUGGAGAUGUGCACGUUCGUGUGCAGGGUGCACGACGGCAGCCCGGCCCACCUAGCAGGACUUAAAGUUGGGGACACCAUCGCAAGUGUGAACGAGACCACCGUGGAGGGAUUUCUGCACAAGGACAUCGUUCAGCUCAUCAGGUCAUGCGGCAACACACUGAGGCUGGAGACGGUUUACAGUGACUCAAUCCGAAAAGCUGAGCUCGAGGCCCGGCUGCAAUAUUUAAAGCAAACGCUUCAUGAGAAGUGGGAUGAAUAUCGUUCGUUGAUGGUGCAGGAGCAGAGGCUUGUCCAUGGUAUCGUAAUGAGCGACGCUUCUCUGUACGAGUCCCUGGAGUCUGCAGGAAUCUACGGCAGCCUCGGUGCGCCCAGCCCCGCGGCCCAGAGAGCCCUCCACUCCACCGGCAGCACCAGCAGCAGUGCCAGCCUCCUCAGCACGGCCACCGAGGACGACCCGCUCUACCAGACCUGCCUGUACCACUCGGACGGCUACGUGGACUCGAACAGCUCCGACAAAAUCAACGAGCAGCAACCUUCCCAGAGGCAGCAGCGCGUCCGACCGACCAGCGAACUCCUCACCGUGACCAAGACCCACCUGACCCGCAGCGCCAGCACGCGCAGCUACUUGAGGGGAUCUUCGUCAUCCCCGUCGUCCGUGGGCUCGGCGGAGAAACAGGGAGGAUUCAGCUCGCUGCAGAGAAAACCCAAACAGAAGAGCUUCCGCAGGCGUCUCCUCAAGUUCAUUCCAGGUUUGAAUCGGCCGCUGGAGGAAGAAGAGAGCAAACUGUGAGCAACGGACAGAAAUAAAGACUAAAAACAACAAUGACUUUCAUACUGAAGUGCCAAAGAAAACAGCAAACAGCCUCCAAAGAGUGAAGCCAAAGCUAAGUGGCUGCGUUGCUGGGAAGACCGGUGGACUUUUAUUUCACAGGUGUACAUAACUUUUGCUUCGGUCUGUCUCGACUUCUAAGUUAUUUAUUUAUUUUUACAUGGUUUUGUCAUGCAGAAUGAAGGAUGUUUCAUUUUUUUUUACUGCAUGGACAUUUUUUUUAUUUUCACUUCAAAACCACAAAAUCUUAGCAAGUAUAUUUGGCCUACUGUCUAGUGCAAAUAUCUUAGUGCACUUAAAAUAAGACAAAACUAACUUACAAGUAACUUUUCAAAAGGGAACAGGAGGUUCUUUUAAGUGAGUAAUUC
This is a messenger RNA of Xiphophorus couchianus (Monterrey platyfish), 1737 nucleotides long. It is a transcript of the gene tamalin, whose product is annotated as trafficking regulator and scaffold protein tamalin. Bases 200 to 1330 code for a protein of 376 amino acids. NCBI's taxonomy places the organism in Eukaryota, Metazoa, Chordata, Actinopteri, Cyprinodontiformes, Poeciliidae. The transcript has 8 exons. The record is from RefSeq and is a predicted model, not a curated record. Gene Ontology annotation, molecular function: protein binding.